AUGCCGCAGAAUCUCGGGUUCCUUUUCACCAAGAUCACGCCGGAACAGAUGAUUUACAUGUGGAACGUGUUAACGGCAAUCUUUUUCACCCAAGUGCUGAUGGUGAUCGGCUACUGCGCAGCUUUGGCUUGCUUCCCGGAUUUCUGGUGGCAUCAUGCCUCGACCGUCGACCUGCUGAUCCAGGGUGAGUUCGGCUGGGACCCCGAGGAGUUCCACUACGCCCUGCAGCAGUGGGCUGGACCAUGGGGCUCGAACUGGUACAAGUACCUGCUCACCGUGCCCUUCAUCCCUGUGAUCCAUUUCUUUGGCCUGAACGAUACCGGCUCGCUCUUCGCCUUGGAGUGGUGGAUGCACUUCCCCGACCAGGGCGCAGGUGGCAAGUGCAACAAGGAGUUCUGGAGCAAGUGGGUUCCACGCCGCAUCAAGCACAACGCCUUCGUGCUCGCCCUGUGGACCUGCGUGUGGAUGCUGGGCACCUACCCUCUGGGAC
Symbiodinium necroappetens is the source of this 490-nucleotide messenger RNA. Lineage: Eukaryota; Dinophyceae; Suessiales; Symbiodiniaceae. The record is from the annotation of a GenBank genome assembly.